UGCCGUACAGCAGGAGGAGGGACGAUAAAGCAUGUUGCGCAGUCUUGAAAUACAGUCUAUGGUUGCGCACUUGUGAGGAAGCAUCAUCACAACACAAGAGGAAUCUGUCAUAGCUAGCUAACCGCUGCACAACUUAUACGUUAUCCAAGAAGGGACUCAGAAUGGCUUUAGCAGACGCAGAGAGCGGCUCCUGCGGUGGUGAUGGGGCAGAGUCCGAGCCCCUGGUCACGGCGUGUGUCCUGGACGGCUUCAGCAAGAAAGACGAGACCUGGGCCCUCAUCUCCAGUCUGCCGGAAGUCCACGGGGACAUGACAUCCACAGAGUUCACCACUCAAAAGUUCCUAGUGAUCAUGGACGGGCAUCAGCCACAGCCUCAUCUGCUGGACCCACAUCUAGAAUGGAUGUUGAAUAUGCUCCUGGAUUUUGUGAGGAGUGAAAAGUCUCCAUCUUCACUGGUUCACCUGAGCUUCAAGUUUCUCUACAUCAUCUCUAAGGUUAGAGGCUAUAAAGUCUUCAUGCAGCUUCUUCCACAUGAGGUUGCUGAUCUCCAGCCAGUCCUGGACUUGCUGUCCAAACAGGAUCCCACAGACAAUGAGACUUGGGAAACUCGCUACAUGCUGUUGUUAUGGCUUUCCAUGACCUGCCUCAUUCCCUUUGACCUUUCUCGUCUGGAUGGCAAUCUGGAGUCAGACGGUGAAAAGCCCAGAGAGUCCACUAUGGAGCGGAUUCUAGCUAUUGCAAAGUCUUAUCUAACCGUCAAUGAUAGUUCCAGGGAUGCUGCAAGCGUCCUGGUAUCAAAGUUCAUGACGCGCCCCGAUGUGCAACAGAAGUGUCUCGGAGAGUUUUUGGACUGGAGCCUCACCACUAUAUCCCAGACCAAUGGCGAAUUACUGAAUGACAUUAGGUUGUUGAAUGGUGUUCUGGAGUCUCUGGCAAAGCUUUUCAAACAUGGGAAACGAGAUGACCUACUCCAGUAUGCUCCUACAGUCCUGCAGUGUCUGGAGCAGAGACACAUGUCGGAGAGCAGCCAGGCCAUGCUGAGGAAGCUUAGUGUCAAACUAAUCCAGAGACUUGGCCUCACCUUCCUGAAGCCACGUUUGGCUGCUUGGCGUUACCAGAGGGGCAGCCGCUCCCUCGCUGCAAACCUUUCCAUGCCCCAAUCUGCUUCAGCUACUGAUGCUCUAACUCCUCAUGUGGACACACAGGAACAGGAAGAAGACUAUGAUAUACCUGGAGAAGUAGAAAGUGUUAUUGAGCAUCUGCUGGGGGGACUUAAAGAUAAGGAAACCAUUGUGCGGUGGUCUGCGGCAAAGGGCAUUGGGAGGGUGACUGGGAGGCUUCCCAGAGAGCUGGCAGACGAGGUUGUUGGAUCGUUGCUGGAUUGCUUCAGCUUUCAGGAAACCGACAUGGCUUGGCACGGAGGCUGCCUGGCCUUGGCAGAGCUUAGCAGAAGAGGCCUGCUGCUGCCAUCCAGACUGACAGAGGUCGUGCCACUCAUCAUCAAGUCCCUGACCUAUGACGAGAAGAGGGGAGCGUGCAGCGUUGGUUCCAACGUGCGGGACGCUGCCUGCUACGUGUGCUGGUCUUUCGCCAGAGCUUAUGAGCCCAAAGACCUCCACCUGUUUGUCAAUCAGAUUGCCAGUGCUUUGCUGAUCACUGCAGUGUUUGAUCGAAAUGUCAACUGCCGCAGAGCCGCCUCUGCUGCCUUCCAGGAGAAUGUCGGCAGACAGGGAACUUUCCCUCAUGGUAUUGAGAUUGUAACUGCAGCAGACUACUAUGCUGUUGGAAAUCUCAACAAUUGUUUUCUCAACAUCAGUGUUUACAUCGCUAGUUUCCCGGAGUACACCAAUGCCAUGAUCGACCAUUUAAUAGCCAUGAAGACCAACCACUGGGAUGGUGUGAUCCGAGAGCUUGCGAGCAAAGCGCUCCACAACCUGACGCCUCAAGCGCCCGAUUAUAUGGCAACAACAGUUCUGCCGCAGCUGUUGACCAUGGCAGUGGGUACUGACCUCCACAGUCGCCAUGGAGCCAUCCUGUCAUGUGCAGAGAUCACACAUGCUCUGUACAAUCUGGGCCUUAAGACCGACAGAACUGUGGUGGACAUGAUUUCUUCAGAAUGUGUUGAUGCAUUCAAAAACAUUCACCAAAAGCUACAGGACAGAAAACAGUACAGGGGGUUUGGUGGAGAACUAAUGAGGCCAGCAAUGUGCACCCUCAUAAAAAAUCUGUCCCUGUCCAAAAUGCCAUUUAAGAACGACCCUGUAAUCACUGACUGGCAGUGGCUCAUUGAUGACACCAUAAAAAACCUUCAUCUGGUUUCCACUGGAGUGAAGGAUGGGAUUAUGGUUGCACUGUUAGCAGCUUUCUCUGCCUUGUGUGCGGAAUACUACGAGGUCGAGGCAGGGCAGGCUGACUCACAAAUCCAGGAUGUCCUGGUAUCUCAGUACAUUGAGUGGCUGAAGAGUCCGCAGAUGCUCACUCGCUGUGGAUCUGCCCUCACCCUCGGCAGUCUGCCAAGAUUUAUGAUCCAUGGCAAACUGAAGCAGAUCUUUGAAGGCCUCCAGCAGAUGUGCACUGUCAGCCAGAAGGAAGGGAAAUUUACAGAGGCGAGGAGAGAUGCGGUCACAGCAAUUGCUCAAGUGUGUGUGACGGUGGGUGUUUGUGCCCACGGCUCCCCAGACUCUACUCUAUGUUCGGAAAAUGUAGCCCAGGUGUAUGACACGCUGCUGGAGAGCAUCAAUGACUACACAACAGACGGCAGAGGGAACAUCGGGGCCUGGGUGAGAGAGGCAGCAAUGACCAGUCUGAUGGAUGUGACUCUGCUGGUGGCCAGCAGUUCUCCAGAGAUCCUUUCACCAGACAUAGUGAAGUGCAUGAUGUGCGGCCUGGCCAAGCAGGCAGCAGAGAAGAUUGAUCGAUACAGAGCCCACGCUGGCGUCAUCUUCCUGCGCCUCCUUCACAGCACAGAGCCUGCAGUUCCUCACAUUCCCCACCAGGAAGAGCUGUUGAAGAUUUUCCCUGUAGAGACCACUACCAGUCUGAACUGGAAUGCUCCAUCCCAAGCUUUCCUGUAUAUCACCCAGCUGCUUGCACUCCCUCAGUAUCAGUACCACACCCUGCUCGGGCUCACCGCGUCUGUGGGAGGGAUCACCGAGUCCACAGUGCAGUUUUCUUCCAAGUCCUUGUUCAGUUAUAUGAAAGGGAUCCAGGACAAUGAUGCUGCUCUGACACAGUUUGGAGAUACUUUGCUGACUAUCUUAAGAGACAAUCUCCACAAUUGCAGGGUGACUAUUUCUUCUCUUAAGAUGCUCAAUCAGAUGCUCUCUAACAACUGCUUUGAAAUCUUCACAACACAAGAGAAUCAUCGUUUCUGUGUGGAAACCUUGGCUCUCUGCAAAGAGUUUAAGAAGUCCAAGGAUAUUUCGAAGCUGUCCGCCUGCGUGGCUGUCUUCUGUGGGCUGAUCCAGUUCCAGGGGGAAGUGAGGAAGAAAGUUUUGUCCCAGCUGCUGAUGAUGCUCUGCCAUUCCUUCCCUGUGAUAAGAAAGAAGACAGCAAGCCAAAUGUAUGAGAUGGUGCUGACCUAUGAUGAUGUCAUCGAUCCAGAGGUGCUGGAUGAUGUCAUGACCCUGCUGAGUGAUACUAAUUGGGAAAGUGACCUCGCCACAGUGCGGACUCACAGGAAUCAGCUUUGUGACUGGUUGGGGGUCCCCAGGCCACAGGUGGUUACCAAGCAGAGCCCGGUCCAGGGCCCCUGAUCUCCCAUGCCUGUGAAAACAGAAAACUGUCGGUGGACGAAGAACUGUCGAAAAUUGCAAUCAUACUGAGAAAGCAGCCCUCCUUAAAAUAACACAACAUGACAUUAAACGGAUGAAAACAUAA
This is a messenger RNA of Paralichthys olivaceus (Japanese flounder), 3879 nucleotides long. RefSeq names its product tubulin folding cofactor D (gene tbcd). Gene Ontology annotation, molecular function: beta-tubulin binding; GTPase activator activity. Gene Ontology annotation, biological process: bicellular tight junction assembly; microtubule cytoskeleton organization; tubulin complex assembly. Gene Ontology annotation, cellular component: lateral plasma membrane. NCBI's taxonomy places the organism in Eukaryota, Metazoa, Chordata, Actinopteri, Pleuronectiformes, Paralichthyidae. The record is from RefSeq and is a predicted model, not a curated record.